Messenger RNA from Rattus norvegicus (Norway rat), 3903 nucleotides. The record is from RefSeq and is a predicted model, not a curated record. Lineage: Eukaryota; Metazoa; Chordata; Mammalia; Rodentia; Muridae.
GGCAUUUUCCUGUCUUCACAGCUGCUUUGCCUCUGAGCUGCCACCCAAAACCGACUCGCUUGGAUGAGUCUGGUGGGGUAGGGGCAGGAGGAGGAGUUGGGGUGGAGGAGGAAGCCCGUCCCAGUCGACUCUAGGCUUUGCCUAAUUGCAGAGAGCCUUGCAGACCAGAUCCAGGGUUGCCUACUUUCACUGUGGUCCUACGCUAAGUAUCUGGAAGACCUCAAUAGAAAUUUCUGGGGUCCAGGACCCAGAAACUCUAAGAAAAACUUUCUGCAUCCCCUAGGCCUUUGCUCUUUCUCAGAACAGCUCUGGCCUCAGUGCUCUGGCUUUGUGUGGAGGCCUCCUUGCCCUGGACUGGACUCUUGGGGAGGCGAGGACCCUGGAAGCAGGGCACAGGAGGGUCGCCUGUGAAUGUGAGUGGCAGGAGCUGCCACGCCCCAAGACUGUGCACUGCACAGGUCUCCACCUCUUCUGGCAAGUUUAACCUAUGAGUGCACAGCUCAGCUGCCCAGGAUCCCGAGCCUAGGAACAGGAACACAGCCCAGGCAAGGGGCAUCCGAAUCUGCCCCAGCCCACAGCUGCCGGAGCCUCCUCUUGGUGCCUUGUCUUCCAGCCAGCCUCUCCGGGAUACCUGCAGCCAUGCUGAACUACGCAUGCAUCCUGGUACUCUUGGGAGCUACCACCACAGAAACGGAUGGGACUUCAGGAGAUGGCCGUCUACACUGGGAGCCCCAGUGUCAGCAGCCAGUGCCUAAGGGUACGCCCAUCACUGUGGUCCCACUCCCACUCCUCACAGGGCCCUGGAUCUCAACCGGCUGUGAGGUCCGCCCAGGGCCAGAAUUCCUCACCCGCUCCUACACCUUCUACUCCAACCACCUCUUCCGAGCCUACCAGUUCUACUACAGGGACCCCUCCUGCCAGCAGCCUACCCACUCACUGCUCAUUAAGGGCAAAGUUCAUCUGCGCCAGGCCUCCUGGGUCACCCCGGGUGCCACCGAGGCCGACUACCAUCUGCACAAGGUGGGUAUAGUCUUUCACAGCCACCACGCCCUGCUUGACAUAGCCAGGCGCCUCAACCAGACCCAGGCUGGUCAGGACUGCACAGGACGGCUGCCCCCAGGCCAGGCCUGGCUGCCAGGGACACUGUAUGAACUUCUGAGCUCCCAGGUCCCAGGUGACUGCAUGGUGGCACUGGGCUUCAGCAUGCAUGAACUCAGUCUGCUGUGCCUGCAACGUCACAUCCAACAGCAGCCUGGGUUGGCACCUCAUCUAGUCGAGGAGUUGUUCCUUGGGGAUGUCCACACCGACUGGGCAGAGAGACAGCACUACCGUCCCACCGGCUACCAGAGCCCCCUGCAAAGUGUUGUGCACCACACUCGGCCCUGCCCGGCUUGCAGCCUCCUCGCCCACUCCAACGAGCACCGCCCACCUGUCCUGCCUUCCCGGCCAACCCUGCCUCUGCGCCUCGGUGGCCACUGGGUCAGCGUGGGCUGCGAGGCAAGGCCUGCGGUGCUGUUCCUCACUCGGCAUUUCAGCUUUGAUGACCGCAAACGCUCCUGGGAAGGGCGCUACCACCAUUUCUCCGACCCUGCCUGCCGCCGGCCUACCUUCACCGUGUUUGCGGCUGGCCACUACUCCGGAGGCACCCCAUCCCCUAGAGUCCACGGUGGCACCGAGCUGACAUUUGUGGUUACGCGGGCCCAUGUGACCCCCAUGGACCGGGGCACUACAGACAUACUCAACUUCUCCAAGCCAAGCAGCUGUGGUGGCCCAGGAAUCUGGUCAGUAGGUACGGAGAGGGAUGUCACAGCCACCAACGGGUGCCUGCCCUUGGGCAUCAGGCUCCCACAUGUAGAGUAUGAGCUAUUCAAAAUGGAACAAGACCCCCAUGGGCAAAGCCUGCUCUUCAUUGGACAGAGGCCCACAGAUGGGUCCAGUCCUGAUACUCCUGAGAAACGCCCUACCUCCUUUCAGGCCCCCCUGAUGCUCUGCAAGAGGCAGGCCCAAGGGGCCCCCAGGCCCUCACGGCAAUGGCCUCCGAUGCAGAGACCCCCCAUUGGGUGGGCCCCAAGUCUUCCUGCCAUCUCUCUCCCCUUGCUAUUCCUGACUCAAGAACUGGCCUUCUCUGAAUGGCUAUAACAUCAGCCUUUAACUUCCAUGGGAGCCCCUCGAACGCUGUAUGGCCCUCCCACAGACACCCACCUGGCUCUGUGUUGUCGGAGCAUUAUGGGGGAAGGACAGCCCUUCUCCGUUGCUCUGUCUUGGAUGAACAUAUGGCCCUGCCACCUCUAGUUUCGCUUGCAUCCCACAGCGCUCACCAGAACUACAAAGCCAGGACCAUAGACCAUGGCUAUGGCUGCAAGAUGCUGUUUCUAAAACCCUACUGCUAGUUUAAAUGGUGUCGGUUUACUGGCUCCUCCUCACCUUGGGUAUUGAGACCGAGAGAGCAUCCAAGGAUGGUGCCCAAGGUGCCUCCUGCUGCUUGGCCAGGUUCUGGGUUGCGGUGUAGAGAUUAUUAAUUUGAAUUUAACAAUACAAACUCAGCCAGGGCAUGAAUUAAAGAUGCCGCUGGGGGCUUUCAGUGCCUCUCUGCUCUCUGGCAAAGGGCUCGUCUCUCUGGGGCCAGCUGCAUUCUUGAAUUCUGCCUGUUGGCAUAUUCAGGCAUCUGCCUUUGCUUCUGUAAGUCAGACCUCAAGCUGGCCACACAGCACACGGAUAAACCCGGUCCUCCAGGGCCACAGAGCACGGGAAGAGGGCUUGAUCUGAGCUGAGACCUUGGCCUCUCCCCGCAAGCUGAGGCCUCUAAGACUCCCUCGCCCACGCAUAGCGCAUAGCUCUCGCAAGCUUAGGGCUAGCCAGGCAGGGCACGGUCCGCAGAGGAAAGUGCAUCUCUGCCUUUGGAAACUAAUUAAUACUAAUGAUAGCUUCGGCACAAUGUGCUCUGUAAUUAGCCCCGCAUCUCCUUCCAGAACCUACUGCUGUCAACAGACAGAGAGGAACACAGCUAGCAUCUUCGGGGCUGCCCCAGGGGGAGGUCAGGGCCACGAGGCUGCGCAACAGCAUCUGGGGGCGGGACCCAGCAAGCCUGGCCUCCCAAGUCCCCACGCUAAUAUGUCGGGUUCUCAUCCGCUCAGGGGGGCUGUCAUCACGGUGGGGACCCCGCUCGUAGGCCUAGGCCUCAUCUGCACACUGCGAGAUUAACUGGUGUCCUAGUGGGCUCAAGGGUUUUCAGGACUGUGAGCCACUUGUUCCCAGCUCCUUUUGCCUCCUCCCACCCGUGUCUCUUAUCACAGAUCUUGAACAAUCCUAUAUGAGGCUAAUGAUGCAUGCCGAGGAAAGCCCUUGGCCUCUGAAACUGUGUGUGGUUCAAUCAGGCCAAGGAGACUGCUCUAACUUAUUAUCCGAGAGAGAGAGAGAGAGAGAGAGAGAGAGAGAGAGAGAGAGAGAGAGAGAGAGAGAGAGAGAGAGAGAGAGAGAGAGAACCAAGUUAAUAUUCUCUGUGGGUCCCAGACAGCUACGAGUGCUCCUGGAGUAUUUACCAAAGUACAAGGAAUAAUGAGAUUAUUUACAGCCCUGGGUUACAUGGCAGUGGGGAGGGAGGCUAGGCCUGUGGGGAUGACAGUAGGUGUCGAGGACACAGCCGUGGCUGAGAGAGCCUCUCUCUGAGGCUUGAAGCAACCAUGCCAACGUUCAUCAUCAAAUUUAAAUCUUUUAAUAAAGUUAAACAGCCUGAAAAAUGUUCUCACUGGUUAUCAAAGCCAACCAACGGGACUAUAGUUCCAAAGAAAAGGCAUGUGGGAGAGAAAACAAAGCAGGGGUGAAGCCCCGCCCGCUGUGCCCUCCCAAAUCCCAGCUCCCUCAUCCCUCUAUUCUGCCUCCCACACAGCUGUCUACAGAGUUCGG